CCCCGCGCCCCGCGCCCCGCUCCCCGCCGGCGCGGCCGUCCCCGCAGAUUGAUCAUUUAGAAAGUGGAUGUGUGGGGUAACAUGUCCAGUGUGUCCGAGGAGAGAAGAAAAAGGCAGCAGAACAUUAAGGAAGGACUGCAGUUUAUACAGUCACCACUGUCAUAUCCAGGAACACAGGAACAAUAUGCGGUAUAUUUACGUGCUCUUGUGAGAAAUCUUUUUAAUGAAGGCAAUGAUGUUUAUCGGGAACAUGAUUGGAACAACUCAAUAAGCCAGUACACAGAAGCUUUGAAUAUAGCUGGUUAUGCAAAGUCUGAAGAAAUUGUCAUCCCUAAAGAAAUAAUUGAAAAACUGCAUAUAAAUCGUAUUGCUUGCUAUUCUAAUAUGGGUUUCCAUGAUCAAGUUUUAGAAGAGUGUGAUGCAGUCCUCAGUUUAAAUGCCAGUAACUGCAAAGCUCUGUAUCGGAAAUCUAAGGCUCUCAAUGACUUAGGAAGAUACAGAGAGGCUUAUGACUCUGUAGCAAAGUGCUCCUUGGCAGUGCCUCAGGAUGAACAUGUAAUAAAACUAACUCAAGAACUAGCUCAGAAAUUGGGAUUUAAGAUAAGAAAAGCAUAUGUUAGGGCCGAGCUCUCAUUAAAAUCAGUUCCUGGGGAUGGGGCUACCAAGGCUUUGAACUGUUCUGUGGAAGAUAUCGAGCCAGAUUUAUUAACUCCGAGGCAGGAAGCAGUUCCCGCUGUCUCUGUACCUGCAUCCAGUUUCUCUCACCAAGUUGGAAGUGAGCUGGCCUCAGUUCCUAUCAUGCCCUUAACUUCUAUUUUGCCACUGCAAGUGGAAGAGAGCCCUCUGCCAUCAACAGUGUUGGCAAACGGAGGAAAGACUCCCUUUGCUAUGCCAGAAGCUUUUGUGGAUGAUGGAGAUAUGGUCCUUGGGGAUGAAAUAGAUGACCUUCUUGAUUCGGCCCCUGAAGCCAAUGAAACCGUUAUGCCAUCAGCGUUAGUCAGAGGAGCCCUCCCGGCAGCCAGCGUCCCCCCUAGCAUACCCUUCUCCGCAUCUCUGUUAGGCACCCUGCCCAUUGGUGCGAGGUAUGCUCCUCCACCCUCCUUCUCAGAGCUGUAUCCACCUUUGACUACAUCCUUAGAAGAUUUCUGCUCUUCUUUAAAUUCAUUUUCAAUGAGUGAUUCCAAGCGAGAUCUGUCCACCUCAACUUCUAGAGAGGGAACAGCGCUUAGCGGCAGUAAUUCUUCCCUUUUACUUCAGAUGAAUGGACCAGGCAACUUAUUUGCUUCUGAGAGUUUCCUGGGAAUUUCAAGCCACCCCAGAAAUGACUUUGGAAACUUUUUUGGAAGUGCAGUUACUAAACCACCUUCAUCAGUGACCCCAAGACAUCCCCUCGAAGGAACCCAUGAACUGAGACAAGCUUGUCAGAUCUGUUUUGUAAAAUCAGGCCCUAAGUUAAUGGAUUUUACUUACCAUGCUAAUAUUGAUCAUAAAUGUAAGAAGGAUAUUUUAAUUGGUAGAAUAAAGAAUGUUGACGAUAAAUCAUGGAAAAAAAUACGUCCAAGACCAACAAAAACAAAUUAUGAGGGACCUUAUUAUAUAUGUAAAGAUGUUGCUGCUGAGGAGGAAUGUAGAUACUCAGGCCACUGCACGUUCGCUUAUUGCCAAGAAGAGAUAGACAUAUGGACGCUGGAGCGGAAAGGGGCUUUCAGCAGAGAGGCUUUCUUUGGUGGCAAUGGAAAGAUCAACCUCACCGUAUUCAAACUUCUCCAAGAGCACCUUGGAGAGUUUAUAUUCCUUUGUGAGAAAUGUUUUGAUCAUAAGCCUAGAAUGAUAAGUAAAAGAAAUAAAGAUAAUUCUACUUCUUGUUCUCACCCGGUUACAAAGCAUGAGUUUGAAGACAAUAAGUGCCUUGUCCACAUUUUGCGAGAGACAACAGUAAAAUACUCCAAAAUACGUUCUCUUCGUGGUCAGUGUCAGCUGGAUUUAUGUCGACAUGAGGUUCGAUAUGGCUGUUUAAGGGAAGAUGAGUGCUUUUAUGCGCACAGUCUUGUAGAACUUAAAGUCUGGAUAUUGCAAAAUGAAACAGGUAUCUCACAUGAUGCUAUUGCUCAAGAAUCGAAGCGAUAUUGGCAAAAUUUGGAAGCGAACGUACCUGGAGCUCAGGUACUUGGCAAUCAAAUAAUGCCUGGAUCUCUUAAUAUGAAGAUAAAAUUUGUGUGUGCUCAAUGUCUGAGAAAUGGUCAAGUCAUUGAACCAGACAAAAACAGAAAAUAUUGUAGUGCAAAAGCAAGGCACUCGUGGACCAGAGAUCGGCGUGCGAUGAGAGUGAUGUCCAUCGAACGUAAGAAGUGGAUGAACAUCCGUCCUCUCCCCACAAAGAAACAAAUGCCUUUACAGUUUGAUCUGUGCAAUCAUAUUGCUUCUGGGAAAAAAUGUCAAUAUGUUGGGAACUGUUCCUUUGCUCAUAGUCCUGAGGAACGGGAAGUGUGGACUUACAUGAAGGAGAAUGGGAUACAAGAUAUGGAGCAGUUUUAUGAACUCUGGCUAAAGAGUCAAAAAAACGAAAAAAGUGAUGAUGUAGCAAGUCAGUCAAACAAGGAAAACGGAAAACAAAUUCACAUGCCGACAGAUUACGCCGAAGUGACCGCAGACUUUCACUGCUGGAUGUGUGGGAAGAACUGUAACAGUGAGAAGCAGUGGCAAGGCCACAUCUCUUCAGAGAAGCACAAAGAGAAGGUUUUUCACACCGAGGAUGAUCAGUACUGCUGGCAGCACCGCUUUCCAACAGGGUAUUUUAGUAUUUGUGAUAGGUAUACAAAUGGCACCUGCACAGAAGGAAACGGCUGUAAAUUUGCACAUGGGAAUGCUGAGCUCCAUGAGUGGGAAGAAAGAAGGGAUGCCCUAAAGAUGAAGCUCAACAAAGCAAGAAAAGAUCACUUAAUCGCCCCAAAUGAUAAUGACUUUGGAAAAUAUAGUUUUUUGUUUAAAGAUUUAAACUAAUAUGCUGGCUUUUAUGUAUGUAACCUAAUCAAAGCAUUGACCAGAAAAAUUGAAAGUGUUGUAAGGCACGUAGCAGAGGAGCUGCAGAUUUUCUGCUUGUAUUGGCGUCUUUCGUACCUCCUGAGCAGCAACCCACAGUAGGUAGGAAAACGGGCUGUUUAACAGGUCUGGCCAUGCUCUCAUGGCACCAUUGGCAUCAUAUGGCGAAGUGACCGCUACCCAGUUGCCAUCUGUUGAACAGACUUUUGGAUGAAGUGUGUUGGGGAAGAGGAUGAGGUUAUGUCUAAGACGACUCCUUGAGUUGGUCCUUCAGAUAAGAACCAUCAUGGUGAGAGAAUAGACACUUGCACUAGGGGUCAGAAUACACUAUGGAUGAAAUUCUUCACAUGUUUUAAAUGGAACGAAUUUGUUUAAUAUAAUAAAGUUUGCUACUUAUCUGUACGUAGGUUGCUAAAAAGGAUUUUCUUAACUCAGAUUUUAAGCCAAAUAACCAUUUAACACUAGUACAUGUUAAAUGGGGUAUUUUUCUGUAUUUGUAUGUUUCACUAUCAUAAGGGAACUAAGGAUAAUGUGCAUUGAGAAUAUUUUGAAAAAUAAUCAGUUGACUCAAAUUUUAUUUCUUGGUCUUUUGCUGUUUAAAUGAUGAUUUUGAAAGAUUACACUUGUACUGUUGGUAUUGUGUAGUGUAUGGACCAAUAUUGCCUGUAAUAAAGAUUUUAUAUAUAGAUGUCUUUCA
Canis lupus familiaris (dog) is the source of this 3736-nucleotide messenger RNA. RefSeq names its product zinc finger CCCH-type containing 7A (gene ZC3H7A). NCBI's taxonomy places the organism in Eukaryota, Metazoa, Chordata, Mammalia, Carnivora, Canidae. The coding region runs from base 82 to 3000 and encodes 972 amino acids. Gene Ontology annotation, biological process: miRNA processing. The transcript has 23 exons. The record is from RefSeq and is a predicted model, not a curated record. Gene Ontology annotation, molecular function: miRNA binding; metal ion binding; protein binding.